Messenger RNA from Salmo salar (Atlantic salmon), 3942 nucleotides. RefSeq names its product F-box/LRR-repeat protein 4-like. The record is from RefSeq and is a predicted model, not a curated record. Gene Ontology annotation, molecular function: protein binding. Gene Ontology annotation, biological process: SCF-dependent proteasomal ubiquitin-dependent protein catabolic process. NCBI's taxonomy places the organism in Eukaryota, Metazoa, Chordata, Actinopteri, Salmoniformes, Salmonidae. Gene Ontology annotation, cellular component: SCF ubiquitin ligase complex.
ACUAUAAUUCCCAUAAUGCUCCGCUUCAUUGGCAUUAAUCCUCGAUGUAAACAGAAGUGAGAACAAAAGUCUGUGCUUUCAGGAUUUCUGCUACAAUAAUCUCAGAUAUGGAACUAAGACAGUCUUGCUAUAUUAAUGCUUAAUUUGAUCUACUGUUAACGUCCUGUAUGUGGCUGGGCCUGUAGCCUGCACUGUGUUGGGCACGAUCCCCCGAGCCAGGCGGGCUUCUGGGACCGCUUCCCAAAAGCCACACCCAGCCCACUGCUCCCCUGACCCACUGUUCCUUAUGCUAACCCUUCUGAGCAUGUUUUACUAUAUCUGUCUGCGGCGCCGGUCCAGGAGCGGAACUCGGGGUGAGGCGCUGACCAGCAGGCGCGCCGUGGAGUCAGGCCACAGGGCUACCCUGCCCAUCAGCGUGGAGGUGGAACAGUAUGCCAAAGAGGUGCUGGACUUCAGCUCCCACUACGGCAGUGAGAACAGCAUGUCGUACACCAUGUGGAACCUGGCCGGCAUGCCCAACGUCUACCCCAGCUCUGGGGACUUCACCCAGACGGCCGUGUUCAGGGCCUACGGGACGUGGUGGGAGCAGUGUGUCAGCGCGCCACUGCCCUUCCGCCGCACGCCCAAGGCCUUCCACAGCCAGGACUACAUCGAGCUGGCCUUCGAGGAGCCCGUCUACCCCACAGCUGUGGAGGUGCUGGAGACCUACCACCCGGGGGCUAUCGUCCAGAUCAUGGCCUGCUCCCUCAACCCCUUCUCCCAGAACCCUCCCACCGACGUCCGGUGGGAGGUGUUGUGGGCUGAGGAGCCCACCAGGGUGCUGACUCCCCAGGCCAGGCAGUUCUCCCCCAGCAUCACGCAGCUGAGCUUCCCCACCAACUUGAUCCGCGUGGAGGUCAACAGCUCCCUGCUAAAGUACUACACGGAGCUGGACGCCGUCGUCCUGCGCGGCCAGAAAGAGAGGCCCAUCCUCUCCCUUUAUAAGAUGCCCAGAAUCGACAUCUGUGACCUGAGUGACAGCGAUGAGGAGCUGUCUGACCCGGGAGUCUCCUUCAGACAGGCCGGGGAUGGCAAGCACAUUAACCUAGGGAAUGGAUACUUUGAUAAACUGCCCUACGAGUUGAUCCAGCUGAUAGUUAGCCACUUGACCCUGCCCGACCUGUGUCGCCUGACCCAGACCUGUAAGCUACUCCACCAGCACUGCUGUGACCCCCUCCAGUACAUCCAGCUGAGCCUGCAGCCAUACUGGGCUCGCCUCAGUGACACCUCCCUGGGCCACCUGCAGGGCCGCUGCACCCUGCUUCAGAGGCUCAACCUCUCCUGGACCGGCAACCGUGGAGCCCUCACCCUCACCGGCUUCAGCAGCUUCAUGAAGGCGUGUGGUGGGAGCCUGGUGUGUCUGGAGCUGUCGUGUUGUCACUUCCUGAGUGAACCGUGUCUGGAGGUCAUCUCCCAGACGUGUCCCGGGCUGCAGGAGCUCAACCUGUCCUCGUGCGACCGCCUCCACCCGCAGGCCUUCACACACAUCUCCAAGCUCACCCGCCUGCGCCGGCUAGUGCUCUACCGCACAAAGAUAGAGCAAACAGCCAUGUUGAGCAUCCUAACCUUCUGUAUUGAGCUGAGACACCUCAACCUGGGGAGCUGUGUGAUGAUAGAGGACUAUGACGUGGUGGCCAGCAUGCUGGCUGUCCGCUGCCGCUCACUGCGCUCCCUGGACCUGUGGCGCUGCAGAAACCUGACGGAGCGUGGCCUGGCCGAGCUGGCUGCAGGAUGCAGAUUACUGGAGGAGCUGGACCUGGGCUGGUGCUCCACACUGCAGAGCAGCUCGGGCUGCUUCCAGCACCUGGCCCGCAACCUGCAGUGCCUGAGGAAGCUCUUCCUCACUGCGAACCGCACCGUGUGCGACUCGGACAUUGAGGAGCUGGCUGCCAACUGCCCCGCACUGCAGCACCUCGACAUACUGGGCACCCGGAUGGUAAGCUCCUCCUCCCUGAGGAAGCUGCUGCAGGCGUGUCCUAAGCUCCUCCUCCUGGACGUGUCCUUCUGCGCGCAGGUGGACGCCCGCAUUGUCCAAGAGCUCUGCGGACUCUUCCCCAACGUGGCCAUCAAGAAGAGCUUUACCCAGUGACCUCACCCAGCCACACCCUCACACAGGGACACCGACACAGGGACACCAGGGGGAGGCACUACUUUUGACUAGUGGGGUGGAGUAUUACUGGAUGCCCAGUGGGUAGAAUGAAUUGGUCUGAUGGCUGAGAGCACUGAGGCCUAUUAUAAUAUGGAUUGAAUGGUUAGGAGUGUUGUGUUGUGGUGACAUGAGCAUCAGCUGAACACCUCACCUACAUCUCAACAUAGUCUCCUCAUGUUAAGCCGCUGAAUGCAAGAGAGAGUCUUGAGAGGAGAAACUGGUUGAGAUCAGGGUCACGGGUGCCAAAGCCGCUAGAUUUCAUCGUUGGUCAGCCUAGUAACUGACACAUCUGGUGGUGGCUGCUUGUCAUCUGUCCACCCCUCCUGUGACGCAUUUGUAAAAUGUCUGACCUCAGUGUUGCAUCUGAAUCUGAAAUCUCAGGGUUUUUAUCUUGUUCAUAUUGUUAAAUUAUUAUAUAUUUUUGUUCAGAAACCAGCUGAAGAGCCUCCUUUAUUCUGAGAGAAACAUUUGAGUCCUGUUUGAUUUGAUUUGAUUUGUUCUGAGACAAUGAAAAUUCUGGGAAAACCUUACAUUUGGCACUAAUACUGAGACAACAUUUUUGGGGUGUAUUUGAUGUUGAAUAUUGUGGAAAUUGUAUGAUUGUAAAAUGAUAUCACUAUCCUUAAUUAUUUAUUGAUCUUGUAAUAUAUUAUUGCACAUCCCCAAUGCUACGUUAGCAUUUCCUUUAAACUGAGACUCAGCGAUACGAGCAGCAGUGUGAAACAAAGAUAUUUAGGAAUAAACGCUAUACAAUAGGCUGUACUUGUGAGCACCCACAGUCCCAUACAGAGCAUCUUCGCAUGUGCAUGGGAUGCCGCUUCACUCUCCUGCAAAUGUGAUAGCUGAGGGACAACUACUGCGGAGUAGAUUAGCCUCUCGCUUCACUCUCUUUGUUGUUGGGGAUAUCGGCCUGAUAUGCAGCUACUGAAAUUUGUAUAGCUGAAUCUACCUUUAAGCAAACUUGAAGUUUUGAGCAGUAGCUAGCUAGUAUGUGAGGUAUUUUUGUGCCUUAUAUUCAUGACUGAAUGUGGUGUCUAUGUGUCAGUGAUUGUAAUGCUUUGCUCCCUGCCCUCUACCAAAGUUCCCAUCAAAUCCCAGGUCCCUCACUAUAGCUUUAUUUGACCAGUGAAGAAACCCGUGCAGAUCUGUCAUCUUGAUUGACAUAUGCAAAGCCAUAUUUAUUUUUAAGCGGAAUCUUAUCUCCAUCUUUCAAUUCCCUUUUUUAUUAAGUGGCAGUUAUGUGAAUGUCUGCUUUUUGGAUUACAUUUUAUCUUAUCUGUGGGAACAUGGUCUGGUCACACUCAAAUCACUAAAGUAACCUGCACAGGCAAACUAUUGAAAAACACAUAUUAAUGUUAAGACUCGUACAACGAACACACACAAUGUCAUCCUGCUACACAAAUCUAGUUUCUCUCCUUUGUCCGGUCACUAGCUGACCAAAGUCACCACAUUUUUCACGACAUUGUAAUGGUACUUUUAUUUAGAGGCAUUUAUUUAUGUGGACCUGCUAUUUUUGCGUUGAUUGACCUUUCCCAGUCAGUUUUGGAUGUGUGUGUGUGUGUGUGAGGUCAAACUUUGUGCCAUUUGUAGAACCUUUUUAUAAUGUACCCUUAACUAAGUGUGAAUGUCAGGUGUGGUGUCCUCAAGACUCACUGGCAGAUAACCACUCUAAAGUAUUGAAAAGGUUGCAUCUGUACUAUGACGAAACUGUGUGCUUUCAUUUUAAAAUAAACUGAAGGUUUAUGUCCGUCCAA